UAUAUAAAUAUAACUAAAUCGCUCUUAUCUCCAACGCAAGCAUUUCGAAUAACACAGUGAAAAACCUUCAUCUCAUUGUAGCAAGGGUUGAUCAACAACAUUCAUCAAGAUGCAACAAGCACUCCCUUACAGGUCAUGGUUAACUGAAAAUAGCUCAACAAAUCCCUCGACAUCCAUGAACGAGGGUUUGAGAUUAGGAGGAUCAGCAGACGUGGUUGUCCAUCAUCCUAAAGCGUUAGAAGAAGCAACAGAAGGAAGAAAUAUUAAUAGUGAUACGAAUAAGACGAUGGUAAAGAGUAUGGUAACGGAGAACGCAGUGAUCAUAUUUGGUAGACGUGGUUGUUGUAUGUCUCAUGUGGUGAAACGUUUACUUCUAGCCUCCGGCGUUAAUCCGGCUAUUUAUGAGGUAGAUCGAGAAGAAGAUGAAGUUGUUCUCAUCCAUGAAUUGAGACAACUUGCCACUGAUGAUGAAAAUACUAGUAUUAAUAGGGGUGAUCAAUUCCCAGCAGUGUAUAUAGGAGGACAUUUAUUUGGGGGAUUGGAGCAGCUCAUGGGUGCUCAUAUUUCAGGUGGAUUGAUACCCAUACUGAAGAAAGCAGGGGCCUUGUGGCUUUAGUUAGUAAAUCUUCCUUUCUAUUUUUAUCUAGUUUUCCAUACUUGGCGAUCUUGUGGACGAUAGUUUGAAGACUUUUGUGAUUGUUCCUGUGUAUAUUUAUUUUAGUAAUGUCGUUCUGUUUUUUCCCUUCUCCUUUCUUUUAAUUGUAUGCUUUUACAUUUACGAACUAGACGUUUUCUUCAAAUUUUUGUAUAAUAUGUUAAUGAACGCACAUCAAAAUACUCGUGUCUUUUUGCUCGUUCCCUUC
Messenger RNA from Papaver somniferum (opium poppy), 863 nucleotides. RefSeq names its product glutaredoxin-C9-like. Lineage: Eukaryota; Viridiplantae; Streptophyta; Magnoliopsida; Ranunculales; Papaveraceae. The coding region runs from base 110 to 616 and encodes 168 amino acids. The record is from RefSeq and is a predicted model, not a curated record. The transcript has a single exon.